CUUAGCUGCAAAAACCGCGGUUCCACAGACUGGCCAAGCUGACAAGCAAGACCAGGCCGCGCAAACUGCUAGGAGACGUGCUGAGGACUGCACUUUGGCUGCUGCAACCAUCCCUCUUUUCUCUUGUGCACUUCAUCUAGCGUCUCCUUCUCUGUUGUUGUCCUGCAACCGCAGCAGCACUGACAACAGCUAAGUGGCGGAUUCCGGGACUUAGGGUUGGGAGUCUGGGAAGGCGCCUGGCGCGGACAGAACACCGGAGCCCGCCAUCUCUACCAUCACUACUGCACUCACCCCUCCCUGACCAAGAAGAAAGCACUCGCGAGCUGUACUGACUGUCUCAGUUCCCAGUCAGUUAGCUCCUUUCUGCCAAAAUCUGGUGAGUUUUGCGCUUGGAGAAGGGAGGACGGGCUUAGUCUCCAAGAUUGAGGAAAAAAAAAAUCAGAUUGAAUAGUGUUAUUUUGUCAGCUUGUUAAGCAAAGUGCAGCUUUUGCCUGAGCCGCAUUAAGUCUUGAGCCAUGUCUCCUCCUACUGUGCCUCCGACGGGGGUAGAUGGUGUGUCCGCAUACCUGAUGAAGAAAAGGCACACUCACAGGAAGCAGAGGCGUAAGCCCACUUUCCUUACUCGUAGGAACAUCGUGGGCUGCCGCAUUCAACACGGCUGGAAAGAAGGCAACGAACCAGUGGAACAGUGGAAGGGCACUGUGCUGGAGCAGGUUUCCGUGAAGCCUACCCUGUACAUCAUUAAAUAUGAUGGCAAAGACAGUGUGUAUGGAUUAGAACUACACAGAGAUAAGAGAGUUUUAGCGCUAGAAAUUCUUCCUGAGAGAGUGCCUUCUCCUCGCAUUGAUUCGCGCUUGGCAGAUUCCCUGAUUGGGAAGGCAGUGGAGCAUGUGUUCGAAGGUGAGCAUGGUAAGAAAGAUGAAUGGAAGGGUAUGGUGCUGGCGCGAGCCCCGGUAAUGGAUACUUGGUUUUACAUCACCUAUGAGAAAGAUCCAGUCCUUUAUAUGUACACUCUGCUGGAUGACUACAAAGAUGGUGACCUGCGCAUCAUUCCAGAUUCCAACUACUAUUUCCCUACAGCAGAACAGGAGCCUGGUGAGGUGGUCGACAGUCUCGUGGGCAAGCAGGUUGAACACGCCAAAGAUGAUGGAUCCAAGAGAACUGGUAUUUUCAUCCAUCAAGUAGUGGCCAAGCCGUCUGUCUACUUCAUUAAGUUUGAUGAUGAUAUUCACAUUUAUGUCUACGGUUUGGUGAAAACCCCGUAAGUUUACAGUGCUCUUUGCUAAAGUUGUGGAACUAUCAGUUGUAAAAUAUUUUGUGUUCUCAAAAUUACAAGUUUUGAGAACAAUUUUGAGAUCAGAAAUUCAGGGCAGUGGGCAAAUCUUAUUGUGCCUCAAAAUCUUAUAUUGACAAUUUGCCAGUUUUGAUCCAAGUGUACUUUGAUACUUUUGAUGUUGAUUUGCUCUGUAAUUGGAAAUUUAAAAUGAAUGCUAAGAAAAAAGAAAGUGUUCAGAUCCAUUGAAGCAAUACUAAAGUAGAUAAACCAUACACAUCUUCCCCGAUCCUGUUUUACCUUCCCCCUCUCUUCUUCCUGGUAACAAAUUUGAGAACUUCUCAUUCAUCUUAGCAUAUUUUCCCCAUUUUCAUACAGGAAGUUUGUUGUAGUUUUUGUAAAAUUAACAAGUCAGAUGACAUGUCUUUUUAUGAAUAACACCAUCAAUCUCUGUCUCUCACUCCCUGUAACAACGGUGUACACAGUAUAUAGAGAUGUGUCAAAAAGCAUUCAUUUUGUUACUCAUGGCCAUUUAUUUCCUUCCUUAUCCAUCACAUUGCUGUAAUAUAUUAGGGUGCUCUUAUUUCUAUAGGCCGGAUUCCUAGAAAUGUUAAGUGGACAUUUUUAACUUAAAGAAAUACUGCAAUACUGUCCUCCAAAAUAAAAGUACCCAUUUCUAGCAUCCUCUGCAGCAAUUUUCGAUGUCUGAAAAUCUUUAAAGGUAAAAAGUUCCAUGGUUUUCCUGGUUACUUUAAUUGCUGUUUACCUGAUUUCAAUAAGAUUUAUUUUUCUACUUGGGAUCUUUCUCUUUUGUGAUUUGCUAAUUCCAAUCCUUUGUUUUUUCAAUCUGUUGAACUGAAGAUCUUUUCCGUAUAAAUUUGUAGCAAUGACUACUAUAAAGUGCAUUUAAUCAUGUGUAUUUCAUUUGUUAAUGAUUUUCCCAUCAUACCAUUAAUCUUGACUUUAUUGGUAAUAUUGUUCACUUUAUAAUUAGCAAAAGAAUAUUUCCUUUAUACAUUUUUGAAUUUUUAUUUUAUUCAGAUAGAUGUCUCUAAGUCAUACUGAUACUUGUUUUAGCCUGUAAUUUUUAUUUUCUUAAAAUGUUUGAUCAAUCUCAAAUUCGUUUUUAUAUAUGGUAAAAGAUAAAACUACACAUUUUUUUUCAGAUUACACAUCCAGUUGUAGAAAUACUUUAAAAAAGAUCACUCAUUUUCAAAUUUCUGAGCCAAAAUGAGUUUUAAACACAUUAACUGACUAGAAGUUGUAAAAACUGGAAUAGAAAAUCCUUUUUCAUUAUUUAUUUUUUCUCAUAUAAUUUGUCUUCUACAUUCAUCCUUUUAUCCUUUCAUGUGAAAACCAAGUGCAUUUUGUUACCAUUUUAAAAGAGAUCUGAAAUCUAAGUAGAAUUGCAUCAAAUUUGUGCAUUCCUCUUUACAAGAAUAGUAUUACUAUAUUCAUCCCUUAACAAUUAGGAGUUUUGGUAUAUCAUUGAAAUCUUUUCAUCUUGUUUUCAUAACAUUCUUUAGAUGGGUCUUUUGUAUCACAUGAAAUUUAUUUGUCAAAUCUCAUUGCUGUAUGUUGAGUAUUUUUCCUCAUAUAUAACUUGUUUUUUUAAUCAAUAGAGGCAAUCUACAGAUUUUAUAUUUUUGUCUUUAGCCAAUGAGUUUAUUUAAUCCUAUAAGUUACAUUGAGCUUUUAAAAUAGAAUCUUUUGGACUUUCUCAAUAUACAAUCAUUUCACCUGUAAAUAGAGAUAAUAUUAUUUCUUCUAAUGUUUAUACUUAUUAGUAUUACAGUAGCUGGAUUCUCCAGAACCGUGUUAUGAAGUGAUGAUGACAUGCCUGUCUUAUUUUUAAUUUUCAUGGAAAUGACUUCUCUAUUUCAUAUUAGUAUGACAUUUGUUGUUGAUUACUGAUAAUUAUUAUGCUUAGAAGUUUCUUCUGUUCCUGUUUUUAAAUAGUACUAUUAGUAGAAAUGAUUCUUUGACUUUUAUCAAAUGUCUCUUCAGUAUCUAUUAUUAAAGUCAUGUUUUUUUUUUCCUUUAGUUUCUUGAUAUAAUGAUUUAUUAGAAUGGGAGUUAUCAAAUGUUUCUUCAGUAUCUAUUAUUAAAGUCAUGCUUUUUUUUCCUUUAGUUUCUUUAUACAAUGAUUUAUUAGAAUAAUAGCUAUCAAAUGUCUUUUCAGUAUCUAUUAUUAAAGUCAUUUUUUUCCUUUAGUUUGUUGAUAAAAUGAUUUAUUAGAAUUGUGGUUAUUUAGUAUUGAAUGAAACCUGUAUUUCUGGAAUAAAUCCUACUUCUUCAUGGUGAAAUAAUCGUUUACUAUAUUGAUGGAUUUUAUUUACCUAAAAAUCACUUAGGACUGGAUUUGCAUUCCAAAGUGAAGUUACAUUUUUUUUUCCUUUCAGAUGCUGUUUCUAUGAUGUUUUGUUAUUAAAGUUGGGCUACCUUUAAAAAGUGACUUUGUGAGUUUUCUCUUUUCCUGUGAUGUCAAAUAGUUUAAAUAGCAUUAGAAAUUUUCUUCCAAAGUUAGCUGGGACUAAGCUGAAAAACAAUCUAAUCCUAAGAACACAUUUGAUUAUGGAUCUUUAAUGGAGUUUUCUGAUUUUUUUUAACCGGUGGCAGUUGGCUUUUUUGAACUUUUUGUUAAUACAGAAUAUAUAUUUUUCUGCCAUGUACAAAAUAUAUAUUCUAUGGUCAAUUACAUAAGAAGUUAAAAGCUGUUUGUAUUAUAGUUUGUUGGGUGUAUUAUUUGAAUGUUUUAUGUCCUUGUGUUUUUUAUGCAAACUAGAUUUGUCCAGUUCCGAAAAUGUAAUAAAAUCAUCAGCUAUAAUGGUAUUUUUAAUUCUCUUUGUAUUUCUUUAUUUAUCAGAAAAAUUUAAAAAUGUAAGAAAUUAUUACAGAUGUGAAAAGCAUUUGUUUAUCUCCACUCCAAAUUAACAAAUGUCAUUAUUGUGUUAUGUUUGCUUUAAACAUAGAUUUAUAUUGCAGCUAAUCAGGUUUAAUAUAAAUUUAUUUUCAACUACCACAGAGGCAAACACUGACAGGAAUUUGUUGUGAAUC
Nannospalax galili (Upper Galilee mountains blind mole rat) is the source of this 4330-nucleotide messenger RNA. It is a transcript of the gene Spin4, whose product is annotated as spindlin family member 4. Lineage: Eukaryota; Metazoa; Chordata; Mammalia; Rodentia; Spalacidae. The record is from RefSeq and is a predicted model, not a curated record. Gene Ontology annotation, cellular component: nucleoplasm; cytosol. Gene Ontology annotation, biological process: gamete generation; regulation of DNA-templated transcription. Bases 516 to 1265 code for a protein of 249 amino acids. The transcript has a single exon.